Molecule: messenger RNA, 1123 nt
Organism: Lolium rigidum
Lineage: Eukaryota; Viridiplantae; Streptophyta; Magnoliopsida; Poales; Poaceae
Product: protein FIP1-like
Exons: 14
Coding region: 31-1074 (347 amino acids)
Cellular component (GO): late endosome; lysosomal membrane
Source: RefSeq, a predicted model, not a curated record
CAGCGUCGGCGGGCGCAGGCGGCGGAGGGGAUGGCACCCGAGCGGCGUGGCGCAGCCGCACCGGAUGAGGACGCACUAUUUGUUGACAUAGUACAUGAAGCCCCUCUGUCUGGUCAGCGGCAGUCUCGAAGUGUAGUUGGUGGCACUCUCUACUGUAUCUUAUUGACAGGUUAUGCUGGUCUUGCGAUAGCAGCUCCAUGGAUAUUUGUCCUUAUACCAGACAUCAUCCUUCCGUUGCUAUGCAGCUGCAAUGUUCUCCUUCUAAUUGUUACAGGCAUAUUCCAGCAGUAUUGGGUUCAUCAGGUCAAAAAGGUGCGAUUACAGGGAUAUUAUGAUUUAAGUCAGAAACUGAAGCAUAUUGCUAGUAUUCCAUUUGCCACUAUUGCAUGUGGUACUGCCGUGAUGCUCUUAAUUUUAGUUUGGCAGCCUGAAUUAAAAAUAUUAUCAAUUUCAGUUUUGCUCAGGAUUUCUCUGGUCAUUGAAGUGAUAUGCGCUGGAUGCUUCAUGAGCCUAUACAUAGGGCACAUCCAUAAAUACAACUCUCUGAAUGAGCAGCCUGAUAUUCUACAACCACUUUAUUCUGCACUGCGACCAUCUAGUUCAUUUGAAGAGCCGAGGUACUAUGAUACUCGCCUUUCUGACCAACAAAUGGCAUUGCUCCAGUACCAGAGGGACAAUAUUCACUACCUGAGUGAAGAGGUUCUUAGGUUGCAAGAAUGCUUAAGCAAGUACCAUAGAAGUGUUUCUGCAAGCACUCCUCAGGUUGAUCUUGCUCACCUAUUAGCGUCUCGUGAUCAAGAACUUCGAGCAUUGUCUGCAGAGAUGAAUCAAGUGCAUUCGGAGCUUCAUAUUGCUCGUGGUUUAAUUGCUGAGAAGGACUCGGAGAUCCAGCAUAUCCGUUCGAACAACAAUCAAUAUGUUGAAGAAAACGAGAGGCUGAGAGCAAUUCUUGGUGAAUGGAGUGCUCGAGCAGCAAAGCUGGAGCGAGCACUUGAGGCUGAGAGGGUUUCGAACAUGGAACUGCAGAAGAAGCAUGCAAAACAGAGGCCAACCAACCAAGGAGAAAAGACCUGAUCAUAUUCCUCAGUUUGCUCUCUAACAGACAAAACCUUAUGAUGCUGUA